Musca domestica (house fly) is the source of this 2691-nucleotide messenger RNA. RefSeq names its product glutamine--fructose-6-phosphate aminotransferase [isomerizing] 2. Gene Ontology annotation, biological process: carbohydrate derivative biosynthetic process; protein N-linked glycosylation; UDP-N-acetylglucosamine metabolic process. The record is from RefSeq and is a predicted model, not a curated record. NCBI's taxonomy places the organism in Eukaryota, Metazoa, Arthropoda, Insecta, Diptera, Muscidae. The transcript is spliced from 10 exons. Bases 304 to 2388 code for a protein of 694 amino acids. Gene Ontology annotation, molecular function: carbohydrate derivative binding; L-glutamine:D-fructose-6-phosphate transaminase (isomerizing) activity.
UUUGCUCGCGAUACUUUUCGAUUUGGACUCAGUGUUAAUUAAGACGCGAACUAAGUGGGUUCAGUUCAGUUUCCGUGUUAGUGUUUCGUGAAAGAAAAAAGCAAACAAAAAAAAAAAAAAAAAAACAGAAAAGAAGAAAAGACUAAAACAAAAAAGCAAAACAAACAAAUAACAACGGCGAUCAUCAGAAACAAAACAAUUUUGCAAGAAAAAAAAAAACACAAACAGAAACGGAAUAGAAUCAACAAAACGAUUUUUUAACAUUCAUUUCGGAGGAAUUAAUUGAAUACUGAAUACAACACAAUGUGCGGAAUUUUCGCUUAUUUGAACUACAUGACACCAAAAUCUCGUGCUGAGGUUUUGGAAUUAUUGGUUAAUGGCCUGAAACGUUUGGAAUACCGUGGCUAUGAUUCCACGGGCGUUGCCAUCGAUGGCCCCAACACCAAGGACAUUGUUAUGAUCAAGAGUGUUGGCAAAGUAAAGGUUUUGGAAGAUGCCAUUGCAAAAAGUUGCACCGGUAAAGAGUUUGAGGAGCCGAUAACUACACAUGUUGGCAUUUCACAUACACGUUGGGCCACCCACGGUGUACCUUGCGAAAGGAAUUCCCAUCCCCAACGUUCGGACUUUGACAACAGUUUUGUUGUUGUACACAACGGCAUUAUCACCAACUACAAAGAUGUAAAGACUUAUUUGGAAACCCGUGGUUAUGAAUUCGAAUCAGACACUGAUACAGAAGUUAUAGCCAAAUUGGUUCAUCAUUUGUGGAAGAAACAUCCCGGUUAUUCUUUCAGAGAAUUAGUUGAACAAGCCAUUCAACAAUUGGAAGGUGCUUUUGCUAUUGCCUUAAAAUCCAAAUACUUCCCCGGCGAGUGUGUAGCCUCAAGACGUGGCUCCCCACUUUUGGUGGGCAUUAAGACCAAAACUCGUUUGGCCACCGAUCACAUUCCCAUUCUAUAUGGCAAAGACGAUAAAAAACAGCAAACUGAACAAGAACCCGGAACUGGCAAACCUCAAGAACAUCGUCCAUAUGUACAAAAUCGUGAUUUAUCAGUUUUGCCACGUUCGGAGAGCACAUCGGAGUUCUUGCCCAUGGAACAGAAGGAGGUAGAAUAUUUCUUUGCAUCGGAUGCUUCUGCUGUUAUUGAGCACACCAAUCGUGUGAUUUAUUUGGAGGAUGAUGAUGUUGCUGCCGUUCGCGAUGGUGGUUUGAGCAUUCAUCGUCUGAAGAAGUCUACGGAUGAUCCCCAUGCCCGUGAAAUUACCACCCUGAAAAUGGAAAUCCAACAGAUCAUGAAAGGCAACUACGACUACUUCAUGUUGAAGGAAAUUUUCGAACAACCCGAAUCUGUGGUCAAUACCAUGCGUGGACGUGUUCGCUUCGAUUCUAAUACCAUUGUGUUGGGUGGCAUCAAGGACUACAUUCCCGAAAUUAAACGUUGCCGUCGUCUGAUGUUGAUUGGUUGCGGAACAUCGUAUCACAGUGCCGUGGCCACACGUCAAUUGCUGGAAGAACUUACAGAAUUGCCAGUUAUGAUUGAAUUGGCUUCUGAUUUCCUUGAUCGUAACACACCAAUUUUCCGCGAUGAUGUGUGCUUCUUCAUCUCGCAAUCUGGCGAAACUGCUGACACUUUGAUGGCUCUGCGUUACUGCAAACAACGUGGUGCUCUCAUCGUUGGUAUCACCAACACCGUGGGCAGCAGCAUCUGCCGUGAAUCUCAUUGUGGUGUCCACAUCAACGCUGGCCCCGAAAUCGGUGUAGCCUCGACCAAGGCCUACACAUCACAAUUCAUUUCUUUGGUUAUGUUCGGAUUGGUCAUGUCGGAAGAUCGCUUGUCGCUACAGCAAAGACGUUUGGAAAUCAUUCAAGGUCUAUCUAAAUUGGCCGAUCAGAUUCGUGAGGUUCUGAAAUUGGACUCAAAGGUACAGGAAUUGGCCAAGGAUCUGUAUCAGCAUAAAUCACUCUUGAUUAUGGGUCGUGGUUACAACUUCGCCACCUGCAUGGAGGGUGCCUUGAAAGUUAAAGAAUUGACCUAUAUGCACAGUGAAGGCAUCAUGGCUGGAGAAUUAAAACAUGGACCUUUGGCUUUGGUAGAUGACUCAAUGCCUGUCCUAAUGAUUGUACUCCGUGAUCCCGUGUAUGUGAAAUGUAUGAAUGCCCUACAACAGGUCACAUCACGCAAAGGCUGUCCCAUAAUCAUCUGCGAGGAAGGUGAUGAAGAAACUAAGGCUUUCUGCUCUCGAAGCUUAGAAAUUCCUCGCACAGUGGACUGUCUGCAAGGCAUUCUCACCGUAAUUCCAAUGCAAUUGCUCUCCUACCACAUUGCUGUUCUUCGUGGCUGUGACGUUGAUUGCCCGCGCAACUUGGCCAAAUCCGUGACCGUAGAGUAGAUGAGGCACUUGAGUGCGUGAUUGUGUGCAAUGUACGGAUACGUUAGACUGUUUAUUUUUUUUUUUUUUAAUAUUUUUGUGUACUUCAGUUGUAUAGAAAUUAUGUGCUUUCAUCCAAAUCGAAAAGAAACCACUGCUGGGUGAGAGUGAAUUGAAUUUAUUUCGGUUAUACUCUUUGCGUAUUCGCAACUCAAAUGAUUUCGUUAAAAGCUGUAAAAUUAUUUUAGAACUUCAAAAUCUAUAAUGUAUAUACAUAUCUUGCAUUAAAUAUAUCUACAUUACAUGUGUAUGUAUACUCACAUA